Messenger RNA from Diatraea saccharalis (sugarcane borer), 1842 nucleotides. The record is from the annotation of a GenBank genome assembly. NCBI's taxonomy places the organism in Eukaryota, Metazoa, Arthropoda, Insecta, Lepidoptera, Crambidae.
AUGAGCGUGGAGGGGGGCGGGCCCCUGGGGGGGCAGCUGGGGGCGCGCGGGCCCCGCUACCCGCUGCGGCCGCCGCGCCCCCGCGCCCCGCCCGCCCCCGCCCCCGCCACCGCGCCCGCCGCCCCGCCCCGGCCCUCGCCCUGGGCCGAGGCCUACGACAAGCUCACCAGCUACCACUCCUUCGACCACAACUUCGAGGACAACCUCUCCAAGAUGAAGGUCGACUACCGGACUCUGCUGGACCGCUUGUCCGGCGACGCCCCCAACCCCAACACGUGGGGGACGGUCAAGAUCAUAGACUUCGCGCACGCGUUCUUCAACGACGACGACGACGUCGAGCCGGCGGUCGACGACAACUUCAGGGAGGGCAUCGACAACUUCGUCGCGAUAUUCGAGAGCUUCCUCGCGGAGACCGAGGAGAGACGACAGGGCGGGGCCGGCCCUAGUUUCUGGAAAGUGUCCGGUAACAGCGGCAGCGUCGUCACCGCGCCGCGGCGGCAUAUCUACGAGGGCGGCAUUUACGGUAGCCAGUUCUGUGUCUGUCCAGUCGGCACGGCCACGGCUGCGAGACAAUGGCCACAAUUCACAAUGAGGAAGUUUUCAAAAUUAAUUUCAAUAUAUUAACAUCAAAUACGCACUAGGCUACUCGACGAUUUCCGGAAGAAUAUUUAAGAGCUCGACUGUGGAUCAUAUUAAACCACAACAGGAUUUAUUUUUCUCCAUAAUGAGGCUAAAAACCGAAAAAUAUAUAUAUCUAUUGGAAAAUCGAAAUUAUACAGCGAACACGAUCGGUCACGUGACAUAUCGAGCCGAGCCUCACAUUUGUAUAAUGGCGUACCGAUCGCGUCCGCAGCGGACACGUUGACGUACACGUUGAUGUACAAUUUACUUCAAUUUGAUAAGAAAUAGCUUAGAAAAUUUGCGCGGGGGGGGGGGAGCUCACUACGUCACUAUUUUGUAGAAAAUAUACAUAAAGUCACAUCACGUGACAUUUUAACUCAAUGUAUCGCUAUAAUUUAUUCAAAUGCAAAAUCCAAAAAAAAUGUGUAUUAUUUUUCAACAAUCUUUUGGACUGACAGAUAGAAAAAAAAAAUAGUUAUCAAUUAAUGAAAAAUGUUAAAAUAUUCUUAGUAGAAAAUGCUUAAAAAGGCUACUCCGAGAUGGGAAUGGAACCCAAUUGUAAGUACUGACCGUGUCCGACUAUAUGUCCGGCAGGCGCGUGCGCGUGGCGGACGCGGUGGGGGCGGGCCCCGCCUUGUAGUCGUAGGCGCAGCCGUGCACCUCCUUGUACCGGUGCGGCGCGCAGUAGCGGCCCCCGCAGCGGCAGCGGUGCGCCGUGGCCACGCUCAGCCGCCGCCGGCACAGCAGGCACCGCACGCGGCCCUCGCGCGUCUCACGGCCCCCGCCCUGCGUACACCCACCACUAUCACUGUACACACGCCGAAACUAUAGCCCGUAUAGAAUGGGCACGAAGACGUUUGUCGACAGAUCCAUUUCGCACGAUGUUUCCGACUGAUAAAUGACUUAUAACCGAUGGUUUGAUUGUGCAUCUUUUGACUAUUUAUUUAAAGUUUGCAUAUUAAAACACAAAUAAAUUUUCAAUGUCCGUUCCUGAAAUCUAACCCCCUAAAGUUUAAAAUAAAUAAGUUUUGAAUUUUAAUAGGGGUUGAAUUUAUAUAAUCAUACGCACGUCUUCGGUAAUUGUUUUGGUAAUUUUUAAUUGUUGCUACCGUAACAAAUUAAAUUUAUUAUUUAUUUAAUUUAUUCAUCUCUAAUAAAAUUUUCAAAAUUAACAUUUUAACACUAGCUUCAUUCAUUUUUCACAUAUUUAUAGUUUACUAA